Messenger RNA from Dermacentor silvarum, 486 nucleotides. Its product is annotated as keratin-associated protein 19-2-like. The transcript has 3 exons. Bases 1 to 486 code for a protein of 161 amino acids. The record is from RefSeq and is a predicted model, not a curated record. NCBI's taxonomy places the organism in Eukaryota, Metazoa, Arthropoda, Arachnida, Ixodida, Ixodidae.
AUGAGAGCGUUCGUCGUCGUUUGCCUUCUCUCCGCAGUUGCCCUUGGAAGUGCCCAAAAUCGGGACCUCCGCGCAGCCAAUGCACGUGCCGCGAGCGCUGCAAACACAAGGGGUGCGUUGACAGGGGGCCUGCGCGGCGGAGUCGAAUCUGUUGGUCCUAGUGGAGCUCCGGGCACCACCAUAACGCUUGGAGGCAGCGUCGGCGGCGGUCUUGGAGGCCAAGGAGCAGGUUUUCCUUCAGCCUGGACUGGACAUUACGCACCAACUCAUGGCUGGAAUCAAGGUUUUGGACCAGCUAGCGGCUAUGGAUACUACCCACAAAACUAUGGUUCAUACGGCUACAACCCUUACGGCUACGAUUCCUACGGCUACAACGGCUACAAUCCUUAUGGCUACAACUAUGGAAACAACGGUUACGGAAGCGGUUACGGCGGCGGUUACGGUUAUGGUGGCCACCAUUACAACCACAACAACCGCCACCUGUGA